AUGACAAACAACAAUGAUAAUUUAGAUGAUUUUUUCAAAAAAAAAGAUAAAAAGUCUAAAAAAAGUACAAAAUUGCAGUUAUUAACGAAUAAUGAAGAAUUAUUAAAACAACUCGUAGCAGUUACCACACAUGAACAACAAGAGUUCGAUGAUGACGACAUAGACUUACCGACUAUAGCCGUAGAACCAAUUGUGAAUCAUCCUUUAGCAUUAUUAACAGAGGAUAUAAUCGAUGAACCAGAUUCUGUGAACGCUGAAGUUAUAACAGAAGAUAAUCGUACAGUUAUUGUUAAUCCGCAACCAUUUGCACCGACGAAAUAUACAAAUUUCCCAGUGAAAAAGAAAGUAUCGUCACAACAAUCAAAAACUCCUACAGUCGAUUCAAAAACAUCGACAACGUCAAAUCAGGAUGAUGAAUGGGAAGAGUUUCCAGAACAUGAUAAAGAUUACAAUCGACUGCGGAAUAUAGCAGGUGAUCUGAAUGCUUGGAUUGCUGACCAAGACGAUAAUGACUAUUACUAUGCGGAUGAAAAUCAGAGCGAAGGAAAACGAGAUCAACCAGAACAACAACAAAAACCUGCAUGGAAAUUAGAUAACCUUGUUAAUAGUAAUGGCAAUGAACAACACCAACAACGCGAACAGGGAACAAAAAUUAGCCCGAUUAUCGCAAGUGACAGCGCAGAAAAGCAACAAGUAGAACCAGUAGUUGCUAAGGGAAGAUACAUUGCACCACAUCAGCGUUCAGGUGCGAGUAUUAAUACAGUUGAAAAACCCCAUCGUAAACCAUCAUCAAAAGUUCUACCUUAUCUUCAAAGUACAGAAGAGUUUCCUACAUUGGCAUCAGCAAUGACAAAUAUGAAAUUAAAUGAAAAAAAUAAAUGA
Molecule: messenger RNA, 882 nt
Organism: Didymodactylos carnosus
Lineage: Eukaryota; Metazoa; Rotifera; Eurotatoria; Philodinida; Philodinidae
Source: the annotation of a GenBank genome assembly